AUGGAAGCUACUUCACAGCCAUGUUUCUCUCAGGAUUACCUUAGAUCAUCUGAAAACUACAACUCUUCACUCCAUUCGAUACGAAAGCAACCAGCAAAGCCAUGGAAAAGACCCGUAACAGCUUCACUUCAACGGAUGCAUCCUAAAGUUUACCGAGUCGAGCCUGUGAACUUCAGGGAGCUGGUUCAGAGGCUAACUGGUGCACCACAAGAUCAUGAGAAAAAUCAGGUGGGUCAAGUUGAAACUAAGCCACUGUUGAAGGUGCAACACGGUCUAGUUGAGGUUAAGCAGCCACUCAAGAUUUUCCAUGAAACACCAGCUCAAGAGAACCCAUUGGCGUUUGAUCUGUCACCUUCCUCAUCUCGUUUUUGGGAAGCUUUUCCUCUUCUCAGUCCUGAAAAUCUUUCAAGAUGGUAG
Messenger RNA from Eruca vesicaria subsp. sativa (arugula), 417 nucleotides. The record is from the annotation of a GenBank genome assembly. Lineage: Eukaryota; Viridiplantae; Streptophyta; Magnoliopsida; Brassicales; Brassicaceae.